AUUUCCAAAUGAAAAGAAACCCGUCCAAAUUGUUUUGUUCCGUCAGUUCGUUGGCAUUAAUAUUGUCUCCCCAUACAGAUAGUCAAAAUUUUGCGUGUAUCGCAGGGGGUAACCAUUCGGCAAUAGCAAUUGCAAACACCAUGGCCAAAAUCCUCCAAAUGGCGGUGAUGCUGGGCAGCUCCAAGCUGGGCCACGGCUCCUUCGGAUUCGACGAAAGGCAAACGGACUCGGCGCCGGUGCCGCAGAUGAAGCGGGAACUGCCCACGCGCCAGAUGUGCCUAGAGGCCUUCAAGCGCACCCAGUACGACAUCCUUAUCGUUGGCGGCGGUGCCGUGGGUUCCGGCUGUGCCCUGGAUGCCGCCACACGAGGCUUGAAGACGGCUCUCGUCGAGGCGAAUGACUUUGGCAGCGGAACCUCUUCCAAGUCGAGUAAACUCCUGCACGGUGGCUUAAGGGAUCUGGAGCAAGCUAUCUCGCGGCUGGAUGUGGCGGCAUUCCGGAGGGUUCGCUGCUCCCUGCAAGAGCGAAGUCACAUUGGAAAUCUGGCGCCGCAUCUCAGCCAGCCGGUGCCCAUCCUGCUGCCCGUCCACCACUGGUGGGAGGCUCCGCUCUACUAUCUGAAGCUAAAGAUCUAUCACCUGAUGGCGCCAAAAGGCACCAAGAGCUUCCAGUACCUCAGUGCUGACGAGGCGUUGGAGGUGUUCCCCAUGCUGCGACCCCGGGAACUUUUCGGCGCCUUCGUCUUCUACGAGGGUCAGCAUGACGAUGCCAGGAUGUGCCUCUCGGUGGCUCUGACGGCGGCUCGCUACGGAGCGGACAUCUGUAACCACAUGAAGGUCUUGAGGCUGAUCAAGGGCAAGGAUGGCAAUGUGGCGGGCGCAGAGGCGGUGGACCAGUUGACGGGCAAGAAAUACAGCAUCCGGGCGAAGGUGGUGGUCAAUGCCACUGGCCACAUGAGCGACAGCCUGCGUCAGAUGGAGGAUUCGGAGGCCAAGCCGCUCUGCACGCGCAGCUGGUCGUCGAUCAUCGUCCUGCCGCGCUUCUACUGUCCAGAGGAGGUGGGAGUCUUCGAUCCGCACACGCCCAACGGGCGAUCCAUCUUCUUUCUCCCAUGGCAGGGUCACACGCUGGUGGGAUCCGGCGACGAACCAGGCAAUCUGCCGGGCCAAGAGUCCCAGCCCACGGAAUCGGAUGUCCAGUCUCUGUUGGAUGGCGUCAAGCACUUCGUGUCGCCCAAUUUUGAUGUGCGGAGGUGCGAUGUGCUGGCCGUUUGGGGUGGCUUCAAGCCCCUGCCCGUGCAAUCCGACUCUCUGCAUCACACUCGGCUCAAGAACCAUGUCAUCCAACUGGGACCCAGGAACAUGCUGUCUAUUGUGGGAGGCACCUGGUCCUCCUUUCGGGCGCUGGCCGAAAAAACCGUCAACGCAGCCAUCCGUUAUGGAGAUCUCUCCCCGCUGCGCAAUGAUUCGGUGACUGCCGAGUCCUGCAAAUUGGAUGGAGCCAGUGGCUGGAGCCCGAAGAUGUUCAUCCGGCUGGUGCAGGACUUUGGCAUGGAGCGGGACGUGGCCGAGCACCUGUCCAACACGUACGGAUCAAACGCUUUUAAGGUGGCGGUCAAUGCGCAUAGCAGUGGGAUGGCCUGGCCCAUUGUGGGCAAGCGACUGCACUCGGAAUUCCCGUACAUCGAGGCGGAGGUGAAGCAGGGCGUUCGGGACUUUGCCUGCACGCUGGAGGAUAUGGUGGCCCGGCGGCUACGUGUCGCCUUUCUUAAUGUCCAAGUGGCCGAGACAAUACUGCCACAGGUGGCCAACAUCAUGGCCAAGGAGCUGAACUGGACGCGGGAGCAAAUGAAAAAGCAGAUCCGCGAUACACGUGCCUUCCUUAAAACUCAGAUGGGCCAACUGACCAAGGAGAACGCCUCACAGAUGAACAUUCCCAUUAAGAUGUCAGUGCGCCAGGUGCGCAAGUACGCCGGGCAGUUCAGUCAAAUGGAUGAGAAUAAAACAGGUUACGUGUCCAUCUCAGACUGCUGCAAGGUCAUGAAAACUAUGGGCGUGAAGGAGGUGCCCGUCGACCUGAUGCACAAUGUCCUGCGGGACAUCGAUGUCCAUGCCCAGGGCAAGGUGAACCUGUACGAAUUCCUGCUGCUCAUGUCCGCCCUUGUGCAGGGCGACACCGAGUACCUGCGCUAUGCCCGGUUGUACUUGGAUCAAAAGAAGCAAAUGCAGGGUAGCAUUUUUCCCAUCGCAAUGCAAAUGGAGCGGGCCGGAGGCAGCCUGUAAAGUGUUUUCUCCAUUCUCACCCUCUCCUUUAUAGGGAUACGAAAUUCGUUGAACGUCUUGACAUUACACUUAGAAACCGAUCCCAGCAGGGAUCGCUAUCUCAA
Drosophila rhopaloa is the source of this 2386-nucleotide messenger RNA. It is a transcript of the gene Gpo2, whose product is annotated as glycerol-3-phosphate dehydrogenase, mitochondrial. The transcript has a single exon. NCBI's taxonomy places the organism in Eukaryota, Metazoa, Arthropoda, Insecta, Diptera, Drosophilidae. Gene Ontology annotation, biological process: glycerol-3-phosphate metabolic process. The record is from RefSeq and is a predicted model, not a curated record. The coding region runs from base 9 to 2282 and encodes 757 amino acids. Gene Ontology annotation, cellular component: mitochondrion; glycerol-3-phosphate dehydrogenase (FAD) complex. Gene Ontology annotation, molecular function: calcium ion binding; glycerol-3-phosphate dehydrogenase (quinone) activity.